This is a messenger RNA of Fusarium vanettenii 77-13-4, 519 nucleotides long. RefSeq lists its product as uncharacterized. The record is from RefSeq and is a predicted model, not a curated record. NCBI's taxonomy places the organism in Eukaryota, Fungi, Ascomycota, Sordariomycetes, Hypocreales, Nectriaceae. Gene Ontology annotation, cellular component: COPII-coated ER to Golgi transport vesicle; Golgi membrane; endoplasmic reticulum membrane. The transcript has 4 exons. Gene Ontology annotation, biological process: endoplasmic reticulum to Golgi vesicle-mediated transport. Bases 1 to 519 code for a protein of 172 amino acids.
AUGAGGAAGGGGCAAGCUUGGGCCACCAUUGGCCGGUCUCCACCUCAGGGGGUCGUCGGAUCGGCCCAACUGAUCCCCCGCAGCCUCUCCCCCAGGCUCGAGUUCAAGCCACCAUGGCAGUGGCACCCAGGCACCCAGGCACCGCAAGUUUCUGCGCCGACAACCUCUACUGCCUCUGCACCCUCUUCAGCUGCCCACAAUGUGGUUCUUUGGAAGCUUCCUCUACGGUUAGACUCGAUUGCCUUGCUCGUGACGUCCUGGCGCAUCCGUACUGACCUGUCGCAGUCUGCGUCCUCCUCAUCAACGCCGUCGCAGUCCUUUCUGAAGAUCGAUUCCUCGCUCGAAAAUUUUCUAGUCAACCUCUCUCCCGCUUCGUACGAUCCCGCAUUCGGCUCUGGUGCCGACGCGAGCAUCAAGGCCAAGAUCAUCCACCUCAUCGCCAGCGUCCGAACCAUCAUGAGGAUGCCCUUGAUAUUUGUCAAUUCUGUCAUUAUCCUGUACGAGCUCGUCCUGGGUUAA